Molecule: messenger RNA, 2814 nt
Organism: Esox lucius (northern pike)
Lineage: Eukaryota; Metazoa; Chordata; Actinopteri; Esociformes; Esocidae
Gene: tars2
Product: threonyl-tRNA synthetase 2, mitochondrial
Exons: 19
Coding region: 111-2729 (872 amino acids)
Biological process (GO): threonyl-tRNA aminoacylation
Cellular component (GO): cytoplasm
Molecular function (GO): threonine-tRNA ligase activity; ATP binding
Source: RefSeq, a predicted model, not a curated record
GGGACCAAGAGGCGGUAAAGGUGGACCCCCUCCCCUCAUGUCUUCCCUGUUAGGCGAACCCCCUAAGAUGCCUCGUCCCGGCACGGUCAAAGAGCAUUUCCCCCCUCGCCAUGCACCCCCCCUCCACCGCCCUGGAACCCCUGGUGCCCCCCCUCCCUUACUGGGCCGAGUUAAGGAUGGCCUUAACCUUCCCCCGCAGCCCCCCUCUCCGUCCUCUACCCCUCCGUCUCCCUCCGGCGACCCCCUCCCUCCCUGCCCACAAGCACCUCAGCUCCAGCGCCCUCCAGCUAGCCCUCCCGGUCAGCCUCGACACACCAACCACCCUAGUCGCCCCUCCGCCCCCCUCUCCCUCCUGCGUCUGCCCUCCCCCAUCCCCCGUCCCCCCAUCCUCUCCCUCCCCGUUCCCCAGAGACCUCUUCUCCACCCUCGUGGCCCCCCUUCCCACCCGCAUCUCAACCGAGACCAACCCAUUUUUCGUGGGGGCAAGCGUCCUGGCCCUCCCUUUGGCGGGGGCAGAGGUGGUCCAUUCUACCCCCCAAAAAGACCUUUCUUACCUCCACGCUAUUGAAGUAUUAGUCCGCAACCAGCUGAUUUUCCAGAAACUCCCCCAGCUAGCCGGGGUGGCGUGUAGAAGCAUUUUGGAGCAACAGUGUUCUCUACUCCUCACAAAAGAAAGAUGGGGCGGUGAACUAGAAGGAAGACGACAAGCAAAUAGGGAGGAAAAAAAACAGAAACGGGCAUCUGAUGCUAUAACUGAGCGUGUGCGGUUGUUUGAGUCUCUUAGAGAGAGGCGGUGCCAGCAUAGGACCAGGGAUGCUACCGAACAGGCCCUUAUUAUCCAGUUGGCUAAUGGCAGGACCGUAAAGGGCACUGCUGGAGUUACCACGCCCCUACUCAUCGCCCAGAAUGCACGUGUAAAAGGUGCCUUAGUAAGCAGAGUGAAUGGAGAACUCUGGGAGCUGUUGCGCCCUCUGGAGGCUGACUGUGAAUUACACCUGCUGGACUACAACACCGCAGAGGGCAAACAGGCCGCAUGGAGAACAGGAGUGUGUGUAGUGGCAGGGGUGUUAGAGAAGGUGAUUGGGGCUGAGGUGUGCAGAGAGGGCCUGUCCAAGUCUGGGCUCUACUGUGACUAUGUGCUUGAGAAGAGUGCCCUGUCCCUACCAGAGCUGGAGGCGAGGUGUGAGGAGGCCGCCAGCCAGAAGCUUCCUCUCUCCAGACUGGAGCUGACGUCGCAGGAAGUCAGGGAGCUCUUCCAGGACAGUCAUCUAAGACUCCAGUUGAUUGAAGAACAGAUGAGUGGUCCUACUUUGACAGUGUACAGGUGGGGCGACAGCAUAGGUGUCUGCAAUGGCCCGCUCCUUCCCCACACUGGUCUCCUCAAGGUCUUCAAAAUGCUGCAGGCGUCUCCUGUAACGUUGUCCAGUACGGUUGGCUCGUCCCAUGUGAUGCGUGUGAUGGGCGUGGCCUUCCCAGGAGAGAGGGAGAAGGAGGAAUGGGAGAGAGAACAGGAGGAAGCACGGAAGAGAGACCACCGGCGUAUUGGCAAGGACCAGGAGCUGUUCUUCUUCAAUGAUGUCAGUCCUGGAAGCUGCUUCUUCCUGCCUAAAGGAGCUCACAUCUACAACACACUCACUGACUUUAUCAAGAGUGAGUACAGGAGGCGUGGCUUCAAUGAGGUCGUGACCCCAACCUUGUACAAAACUGCAUUGUGGGAACGGUCCGGUCACUGGGAACACUACAGUGAAAACAUGUUCACUGUGUCAGGUGACACAGACACCUAUGCUCUCAAACCCAUGAACUGCCCCGCCCACUGCCUAAUGUUUGAACAGCGUCUGAGGUCUUGGAGGGAGCUCCCAUUGCGCUGGGCAGAUUUUGGGGCGCUGCAUCGGAACGAACUGUCUGGGGCUCUGGGUGGUCUCACCCGUGUCCGCAGGUUCUGCCAAGACGACGCACACAUCUUCUGCACUCCAGAACAGUUGGAGGAUGAGAUAUUGGCGUGUUUGGACUUUGUGAGGAGUGUAUAUCGAGUGUUUGGGUUCUCCUUCCACUGUCUCCUUUCUACCCGGCCGACCCCCAGCCUGGGGGAACCGAAGCUCUGGGACCACGCUGAGAAGCAGUUGGAGAGGAGUCUGGAGCAGUUUGGAGAGCGCUGGGAGCUUAACCCUGGAGACGGGGCAUUCUAUGGGCCAAAGAUUGACAUCCAGAUCAGGGACGCCAUUGGUCGACAGCACCAGUGCGCCACCAUACAGUUGGACUUUCAGCUGCCAAUCAGAUUUGAUCUGCAGUAUGUGGGGGAGGAUGAAAAGACUCACAGGCCAGUGAUGGUCCAUAGAGCUGUUCUUGGAUCACUGGAACGCAUGAUAGCUAUACUGGCUGAGAGUUUUGGCGGGAAAUGGCCUCUGUGGUUGUCUCCAGCGCAGGUCAUGGUUAUUCCUGUAGGGGUCAGCUGUGAGUCGUACGCCGUACAGGUGGUCCAUCAGUUCCGGGAGGCUGGUUUCAUGACAGAAUUGGAUGAGGGUGUGGGUGCCACCUUAAAUAAGAAGAUCCGCUCUGCACAGCUGGCCCAGUACAACUACAUAUUUGUGGUAGGAGUGAAGGAGUGUGUGAGUGGCACAGUGAGUAUAAGGACCAGAGGAGGGAACCAGCUGGGACAGAGAGACACAGAGGAGGUCCUGGCAUCACUUAAACACCUACGAGACACACGCAGCAACAUGGAGGACUUCUAACAUACAUACAUACAUACAUACAUACAUACUUCUGGGUGAAUACUGAGCACUUUUGUAAUAAAAUAAAAUAACCUAAAUCCAUAAA